Zeugodacus cucurbitae (melon fly) is the source of this 1815-nucleotide messenger RNA. RefSeq names its product probable cytochrome P450 304a1. NCBI's taxonomy places the organism in Eukaryota, Metazoa, Arthropoda, Insecta, Diptera, Tephritidae. The transcript is spliced from 5 exons. Bases 125 to 1669 code for a protein of 514 amino acids. The record is from RefSeq and is a predicted model, not a curated record. Gene Ontology annotation, molecular function: iron ion binding; monooxygenase activity; heme binding.
AUUUCGCGCUGAUAUGACGAACAAAAGCACAGACGCACCGUUAAUUGCAGUUCAGUCGGUUAUCGGCGCUGUCACACAACACUUCGCUCACACAAAGUGUUAGUUUCUAAGAAAAAUUUCGAAAAUGUUAACUGAAAUUCUAUUGUGCAUUUGUGCCGUGGUGUGCCUAUAUUUAUCCUAUAGUUAUGCAGUCGGUCGUCCUGAAGGAUUUCCGCCGGGACCUCCACGCAUACCGUUCUUCGGCAGCUAUUUAUUCAUGAUGCUGGCGAAUGCCAAAUAUUUACAUAAAGGUGUGCUGAAAUUUAGUAAAUGGUAUAAAUCAGAUAUUGUGGGCUUUCAUGUUGGCCCAUUUCCUGUUGUUGCGGUGCAUAAUGUAGAGGGUGUGCGUGAAGUUUUGAAUAGAAAGGAGUUUGAUGGACGCGCUCAGGUGUAUCUGGGUGAAAUACGUUCGCCGAGUAAACAAAUUUUGGGUAUUUUCUUCCGUGAAGGACCGGUCUGGAAGGAACAACGUCGCUUCAUAUUGCGUUUUCUACGCGACUAUGGUUUUGGUCGACGUUUCGCCGAAUUGGAGUCGGUCAUACAAGAGGAGAUCAAUGAUCUUCUGGAUCUAAUACGUAAAGGGCCACGGUAUCCACACGAACAUGAGCUCUCCAAAGUAGGAGGCCAUCGCAUUUGUAUACCAAAUAUACUUAGUCCCUUCGUGGCAAAUUCAUUUUUUCACAUUGUCAUAAAUGAACGCACCCCACGCGCUGAGCAAGCGGAUCUACUGAAAUUGGUGAAGAUGGGUAUGCAAUUUCAGCGUAAAGCUGAUGAUUAUGGCAAAAUAUUGAGUAUAAUGCCAUGGAUACGCCAUAUCUUUCCGAAGGCCAGCUCAUAUGAAGCACUCAUGGAGUCGAAUACCUAUAUUUAUAAUUAUUUUGAAAAAAUCGUCGACUAUCAUUUACGCACCUACGAUGAGUGUAGUGAACGUAAUUUCAUCGACUUGUAUAUUAAACAAAUGAAACAGGAACACGCUAAUGGGCAUACAGAUUGCUACCAUCGUGAACAGUUCAUUCUGAGUUUGGCCGAUUUUUCGUUCCCCUCAUUCUCAGCAGCCGGCGCACAAAUGGGAUUUCUGAUACAAUAUUUCUUGCACUAUCCGGAAGUGUUGAAGCGCGUACAAGCGGAAAUUGAUGCGGUGGUGGGCAGUGGACGUUUGCCAACAUUGGAAGAUCGCCAGAAUUUACACUACACUGAGGCCACUUUGCGUGAAGGCAUGCGCAUUGAGACUUUGGUGCCAUCCGAUUUGCCGCACAAAGCUUUGGUGGACACUGAGCUUAUGGGCUAUAAGAUACCAAAGGAUACUAUUGUGGUGCCUGGUCUCUACGCUUUUCACUCGGAUCCACGUGUGUGGGGUGACCCGCAAAACUUUAGACCUGAACGUUUUUUGGACGACAAUGGUAAAUUGUGUUUGAAGAAAGAUAUUACGCUGCCGUUUGGUGCGGGUAAACGUCUCUGUGCCGGCGAGACUUUCGCUCGAAAUAUUAUGUUUUUAGUGAUAACAGCGCUGUGUCAAAAUUUCAACUUUGUAUUGGCCCCUGGGGAUAAAUUGCCCGAUAUGUCGAAAAAUCUGAGUGGUCUGUCUACAACACCAUUGGACUUCUGGGUGCAAGUGGAGGAAAGAAAGUGAAAUGCUGUUUUUGUUAUUGUUAAUUACAUUUGUAAAUAUGUUUAAUAAUUUGAAAAGAAAAGGCUGAAAGUUGGGUUUUAUAUUAUUACUGUAUUAUUUAUACAAAUAAAUAUAUACUUAUAAAAAGGAAAAUUCAAAUUACAAAA